AUGGACGCGAGCGGAUCCGACCGGCCAGCGAAGCGGAAGAGGCUCAAUUUCGCCUGUAACCACUGCCGGGCAAAAAAGGUCCGGUGCGACCAACUAGAACCAUCAUGCCAGGGCUGCCUCGCCGCCGGCGUCGAGUGUGUCACAAUCGACAAGCGGCGGCCGGGGCUCGAGGUGCGGCGGCGACCCGCCGGCUCGCAGGACCCCACGGGGUCGCCCCGGCCCCGCAGCUUACACCGCCGGGUCGAGCUAUUGCCGGCGCUGGCUCCGGCGCGGUCGGGCACGGCGGAGCCCGCCGCGGUCCCUCCACCUGGAGUGGUCCCCAUCACGCCAGCCUCGGAACCAGCGACGGCGACGACAACGACGACGACGACGAAUCGGAGUCCAUCGAUGGCCCCGCCGCCAGACAACCCGGGCGGCUCUACCGCCGCCGGCGAUCCCCCCUCCGGAGAGGAACCGGGGCGGCGGCGGUUCGCGGGGCGCCUGCCCAUGAUGGCGCCCGGCGCCCGGGUCAGCGACGGCGACACGGUCGAGAUCAUGACCGGCUGGCUCGAGCUGGCCUUCCACCGGCUGGGGAUCCCGUCCCGCUUCGACGCGUGCCUGCGCCGCAAGGCAUCGCCGGCGGCGGCGCCCGCCCCGGGCAUCGUCCCGGUGGCCCUGCCCGCCAUACCGCCCGCGGCGCAAUGCCGGGAAGCGCUCGCGGCGUACUACGCAACUGUGCACGUGCUGUUCCCCAUCGUCGAACCGGCCGUGCUGGACGGCAUCUGCGAGGACGUCGUGCGGUCGUGCGCCGCCGGGAUGAUCCACGCGGGGAGGCUGCCGGAGCUGCUGCUGUUCUGUCUGGCCCUGGUGCUGGGCACGGCCGGUGGGAAGCCGGCGGCCGAGUCGUCGUUGUCGUCGUCGUCGUUGACGACAACAAACCUGGCUACGGCCUACGUCGGCUUCUGCGAGAGCAUGCUCGGCCACGUGCUCGGCUGGGGCACGGUCGACUCGGUCCGCAUCGUCUUCCUCCUGGCGCUGGUCCUGAGGUGGCGCGAGAAGAUCACGGCGGCCUGGCCGCUGGCCGGCGUCUGCGUCUCGAUCGCCCAGGUGCUGGGCCUGGACCGGCGGAAGCCCCACGGCCGGCGCAGCAGCCCCGAGGCCGUCGUAAGCACCGACGCCGAGCGCGCGGACCAGGAGCGGCGGCGCGUGUGGUGGUGCGUCUACAGCUUCGAGAAGCUGUUCGCCUUCGAGCUGGGCCGCCCGUCCGCGAUAGCCGACGCCGACCACCACGACCACGACCAGCUGGAACCCGCCCGGGUGCCUCGGCCUGCACCUUUGCGCGGGGGUGGUAGGGACAACCACGACGGCAGCAGCGAAGAAGACAUCGACUUCUUCCACAUCGUCAUCAGCCUCGCGCGUACCCUGUCCGAGGUCAGCAGGCGGAGCAUCGCGGCGCGCGCCAAGGAGGAGCGGGCCGGGCGCGAGGGGCUCGAGAGCGCGAUCCGCUUCAAGGUGGCGACCACGGGCGAGUGCGUGCUCCUGCUGAUGCGCUGGGCCGAGGGCCUGCCCAAGCACCUGCGGCCGACGUCGGAUCUGCUGUGCGAGCCGGCCGAGUUCCCCGCCGCGGCGUUCGUCUGCGUCCAGUACCACAGCGCGUUAAUCAUGCUGCUGCGCAACACGCUGCUGAUCCACGACGAGGCGCUCCGCGGCGCCGUGGAGGAGCACGCGGCGGGCCAGCCCUGGAGCCAGGUGACGCGCAACGGGCAGGCCAUCGCGGCCAGCUCGGCGCGGAGCAUCGUCCGGCUGCUGAUGGACGGCCACGACCGGGGGUCCCGCCCCGCGCUGCCCACCGUCACGGCGCCGCUGCAUGUUCUCUCGGUCCUGUCGGUGCAUCUGAUCCGGCACCCGACGUCGCGGGUUGCGAGCUCGGAUAUCAGCUUGAUCCGCACCGCGGGAGACUUCGCCGUCGAAAAGUGCGAGCUGAUCGCCCAGGACCAGCGGGUCCGCGGCAUCGUGCAGCUGCUCGACAGCGAAGUGCUCCGGAUCGUGGCCGCCGCCCAGCCGCCGGCAGCGCGGCGGGCCUCGUCGAUUACCGACGGCAGGCUCUCGUCGCAUAGUAGUUUGGACAACAACAACUCUCCCGCCGGCGGUGGUCGUUCAGCCUCGCGCUGCGAGUCGUAUAACGACUCUUCUGGCGUUGUAUUGAAUCAGUCGGCGUCGUCGCAGGGGUUUAGUGCCGACGGCGGCGGCGGUCUGUCGUCGACGGGUUUGAUGGAACUGUCCGCGGAGAUGCCAAUGUCUAUGGCGAUUCCGGAUGUUGCAUGGUCGCCUUCGUUGGCCGACGAGAUUGGAUGGGACUGGGGGGACUUCAGUCAGCUGUUUUCGGAGCCAGUAAUGUAG
Thermothielavioides terrestris NRRL 8126 is the source of this 2379-nucleotide messenger RNA. RefSeq lists its product as uncharacterized. The coding region runs from base 1 to 2379 and encodes 792 amino acids. Gene Ontology annotation, biological process: regulation of DNA-templated transcription; DNA-templated transcription. NCBI's taxonomy places the organism in Eukaryota, Fungi, Ascomycota, Sordariomycetes, Sordariales, Chaetomiaceae. The transcript has 4 exons. Gene Ontology annotation, molecular function: DNA binding; DNA-binding transcription factor activity, RNA polymerase II-specific; zinc ion binding. The record is from RefSeq and is a predicted model, not a curated record.